AUGUUCGUUUCUUUUCGGCAAACCAUCACUGAAAAUGGCUUUGCCGCUUUGAACCCUGUCUCGACUUCUUCUUCCUCCUGCAUCUAUCAGAAGGCUGUUUCCUGCUGUGCCGACCCUCAUGACUCUUUCAUCGCGACUAUGGCUUCAAGCAAUUUCCACUUCUCCAUGCUCUAUGGCGGCGAUGACCGUCUCACCGCUACCGCUCGGCACCAGCGCUAUCUUUUUUCGAAACUUGCGCUCAAACCGGGCAUGCGUGUGUUGGAAGUUGGCUGCGGUGUAGGGGACGCAUGCUUUGAGCUUUUGCAUUUUAUGAAUGUUUCUGUUGUUGGGAUUGAUCUGGACUCGGACAAGAUUAAUGCGGCCUCUAUGAGAGCUCUCAACGGUCGUGUUGGAGGUCGAGCCGAGUUUCGUUGCGCGGACUUAUACCAACUGGAGUCCGAAUUCGGCGCGGAAUCUUUUGACGCGAUUUACAGUAUCGAAUCUCUCAAGCAUUGUGCGAGCUUUCUAAUUUCGUAUUCCACCUUGGGACGUUUAUUGCGUCCAGGAGGCAUGCUCGGAAUUUACGAGUGGUGCUGGACAGCAAGCAUGAACCCACUCGAUAUCACUCAUAUCCAAUUGGCAGAACUUUUCGAAGAGCAGACCCAGAUCGGUCACCGAAGUAUCUUUGACCGUCGUAUUGACUGUGCCACACAAACUGUUCAGGACACUGGAGUCCUCAGGCUAAAGUUGGCAUAUAUCGAAGAUCUCGCCAAUCGUCGCUCGACAUCGGCUUGGUAUGCGCCAUUGGAGCGAGCCUUGGGCCAAUCGGCGACUGUGUGGAGCUCCGAUGCUGACGGCGAAGGUGCCUUCGGGGAUCUAACAAGAAGUGCUGCUGUCUUCAUAGCCCAAGCAGGGCGUCUGAAACUGUUUAGUCCCAUGAUUCUUGUGGUGGCCUGUCAUCUUUGA
Mycena indigotica is the source of this 945-nucleotide messenger RNA. Its product is annotated as S-adenosyl-L-methionine-dependent methyltransferase. The transcript has 7 exons. Lineage: Eukaryota; Fungi; Basidiomycota; Agaricomycetes; Agaricales; Mycenaceae. The coding region runs from base 1 to 945 and encodes 314 amino acids. The record is from RefSeq and is a predicted model, not a curated record.